CCCGUCGCGGGACUCUGCCCGGAAGCCUCCACCGCCUCCCCACGGAAGCGCUGCUGGCGCCUGCGCGCUGCUCGGCCCGGCCCCAUGGCGCUGCUCCGCUGCGAGCGGCUACCGCCGCCCCCCGCCCCACCGCCCCGCCGGGCUCCGCCGCAGCCGCCCUUCUCCUUCGCCCCGCGUCGCCUGCGCCUGGGCCCGCAGCACCCGCUGCUGGAGGAUGGCGAUGUGCAGAGGCACCUCUACCUGCGGGACGCCCUCACGGGCCGGGCCGAGGAGGCGGAGAGACCCAGGGUAUCUGAAUUCUGUUGUCACAUUUCUGGGUGCUCCCAGGUCUUUGACACCCUGGAGGGCUAUGAGCACCACUACAACACGCUGCACAGGAAUGUCUGCUCCUUCUGCAAGCGCUCCUUUCCUUCAGGGCAUCUCUUGGAUAUCCACAUCUUGGAGUGGCAUGAUUCACUCUUCCAGAUAAUGGCCGAGAAACAGAACAUGUUCAAGUGCUUGGUAGAAGGCUGCACAGAGAAAUUCAAGAGCAGCAAAGACAGAAAGGAUCACUUGGUCACCAUUCACCUUUAUCCUGCUGACUUCCGAUUUGGUAGACCAAAGAAAGUGAAAAGGCUCACAUGGCAUCUUCUGAGAAACGAUACAAAAUUUUGUCUCUGCAGUGGCACCAAGCACAUGAGCUGUCCCACGCAGCAGGGUACAAGUGUGCCAAUGGAUGUCAGCAUGGAGACUUCGGAGCAAUUCCAGGUGGACCCCAUGGAAGUAGGGCCCAGUGAGAGCAUGGAGAUCCCUCAGCCAGCCGCCAGCCCCAGCCCCUCAGUGCCAGUGAAACGACUCUACAAAUCCAGGGUCCCAUCCACAAUUUGCUUUGGGCAAGGUGCCACCCGGGGAUUCAAAGGCCCAAGGAAGAAAGUCUGAAGCACUGGAGAUAGUCACAAGAUGAAAAGACACCAGCUGCCACCACCAGCAGACAUUAUUGAUGGCGCCGUGGCCAUGCAGGAAUAUUUGCAGUCACAUGCAAGGAUCCACUCCAUUACAGGAAAGUGGAAAGGAGACAACAGGGGUUGUGUGGUUUGGGAUGCAUAAAUAUCUUGGGAGGUGCUUUGCUACAGUCCCUUUGUGUCUCCGUACCUCAUCCUUUUGAGAGGAUUUCUGAGCGACACAUAUUGCUUAUGCUUAUAUUCAUCCUCCAUAAGCCACAAAGCUCUCUUCUCUGAUACCCCCAAAAGCAAACUACAGAUAAAUUUGUCUGCCUCUGUGCUGCUGAGUUGUUGUGCCUCGUCAGCAGCAGGACUCCUCUGGCUAGUAGCAGCUUUCUAGACGUACCUUGCCUGAUUUUGGUAAAUGAUUUUCUGAACUCCAGACAGUCACAAGAAUUGCACAGACUUAAUCACUGCCAAAAAUGCAGCAGGGGUAACACAGAGAAACAUCCCACUGUAUGCCCUCUUCUUCUAGGAAGCCCUGCAUCCUCCCAGCUCCAUCAGCUGUCCUGCUGGAAAAGUAUCACACUUCCCUACCAGCCUUACUCACCUGCAGGUGAGGACUUUGUUUGUAUGGAGCAGUGUCUGAGAAGGGCUGUUGGAGUGGCUUAGGGCUGCACUGCUCUUGAGUGAAACCAUGCAUGCAGAAAAAAACAUUAAUUUGCCAUACCUGUAUCUUCUGCAAUCUUCCCUUAAGUGUACUGAGCAAUGUCUGAAAGCCCCCAGAUAACAAGGCACAACACUCACAGUCUAGCUUACUUUUUUACGUUUUCUAGCAACACUAUUGAAAGAUCAUGGUGCAAACAGCCCUCUUGACAGCAUAUGGACAUGGGGUGGGGUCAACUUAGGUUUCUUGUCACCAGUUGCUAGCAAAAAGUUCUAGCCUGCAAGAGAGCACCACAAUGUGGAGGUGAGAGUAAAGCUGCUGUCUUGCAAUGCAGGUGGAGCCAGAAAGAAGGAACCUUUGGCCUUUGCCCCAAAUAACCCCAAAAUCAAUUGAUGAUAGAGAUGAUAUUUCCAUCCAUAAAUAAAAAUAAAAUAAUCACAGGAGGUUGCUGGUAUGCCAUUUAUCUAAGAAGCUUAGGAUCUGUAAUUGCUUUUUAUCCCUCUCUCCUCUCUAGAAGGAAGGGCAAAAAAAGGCUUUGAAAACUCCUUGCAAAUAGGAGCAGAGAGCAAUUUUUAUAGGGACAUAAGUGAUUUCCUUGUGAGUUUUAAAAUGUUUCAUCUGUUUAAAACAGCUGGUUUGUCCAGCUUUUAUCCUUGCUCCUCAGCUACAGCAGUCACUGGCCAACAAACCAACUGGAGCUGAGUAGAGUGGAGAGUUGGAGGGAAAUGUGGAAAGGGAGGGCAGGGACAGAGUGAAGGCUGUGCAGAGGGAAGCACAGGUACUGGGAGGGAUAAAUGGGAUGGAGGAUAUUACAGAAGGAGGGAUGCCACCCCACAUCUGGUGCCUACCACCACCCACAACUUCAGCAGUGCAGCAAGCACCAUGCACUGCCCUGGGACCUCCAGCAGCAGAGGCAGGCCAUCAAAAAAAGCACGUCCCAAAGCAGGAAGCCCCUAACGAGAUAUUUCUGUGCUGAGAUAACUGAAAAUGUUAAGUCCCUGAACCUGCAGGCUCAGGCUCGCUGAGGUAUGAAGAUCACACGGGAGAAACCAAGUCUGCUGCACAGUGUUACCCCUUGUAUGUUUAGCUCUGACGCUUCCAUCUGGAAACAUCUUUCUUCAUUUUUCCCAGACUCUGAAGUGUCUGAGUGUCCACCCUUGGUCUUAAAAAAAAUAAGUAAAAAUCAUAACCACA
Messenger RNA from Oxyura jamaicensis (ruddy duck), 2781 nucleotides. It is a transcript of the gene ZNF511, whose product is annotated as zinc finger protein 511. NCBI's taxonomy places the organism in Eukaryota, Metazoa, Chordata, Aves, Anseriformes, Anatidae. The transcript has 6 exons. Bases 85 to 918 code for a protein of 277 amino acids. The record is from RefSeq and is a predicted model, not a curated record.